AUGGGAGCGAGCAAGAAGAGUAAGAAGAGCAAGGACAAGGGGGGCAAGGCGAGCAAGGGCAAGGCGAGCAAGGGCAAGGGAAGCAAGGGCAAGGCAAGCAAGGGCAAGGCAAGCAAGGGCAAGAAGAGCGAGAAGGGCAAGAAGGGCAAGAGCAAGAAGGGCAAGAAGGGCAAGGGCAAGGGCAAGGGCAAGGGCAAGAGCAAGGACACGUCGUCGUCAACUCCCUCGGCAGGCGUCAUUCACGACCACCAUCCCGCCACAGAGGUCUCCAAGGAGAUCCUGGAGAAUGCUGGUGCUGUGCUCGGGACGGGUGUGCCCAUGAGGCCGGACGAUGCAAAGCACUUCCUUGACCACAUUGGUGAGGGAGAUCUCGACUAUGACAUGGCACUGGCGUUCAAGUCCAAGCUCGCGACGAAGGACAAGAAGGUCCAGGUCUGUGCUUACUUUGAUGACCACGGCGACAUUGUGCUGGCGGUCGAGCGGCGGCUGCGGCGCAAGACUGUCUCGCACAAGUCGAACAAGGGCAAGGGCAAGGACAAGGGCAAGGGCAAGAAUACUGGUUCGAAGAAGGGUAAGGGCUCGAAGAAGGGCUCAAAGAAGGGCAAGGGCAAGGGCAAGGGCAAGGGCAAGGGCAAGGGCAAGGGCAAGGGCAAGGGCAAGGGCAAGGGCAAGAAGAAGAGCAAGAAGUGAUGUCUGCUCCCCUCCCCUCCCCCUCCGCCCAUUCCCCCUCCGCCCCUCCCCCACUCCCCGCACCAUCUGUUCAUCGC
This is a messenger RNA of Thecamonas trahens ATCC 50062, 767 nucleotides long. RefSeq lists its product as uncharacterized. The record is from RefSeq and is a predicted model, not a curated record. Lineage: Eukaryota; Apusomonadida; Apusomonadidae. Bases 1 to 690 code for a protein of 229 amino acids. The transcript has 2 exons.